Periophthalmus magnuspinnatus is the source of this 1808-nucleotide messenger RNA. Its product is annotated as immunoglobulin mu heavy chain-like. The record is from RefSeq and is a predicted model, not a curated record. The transcript is spliced from 7 exons. Bases 1 to 1728 code for a protein of 575 amino acids. Lineage: Eukaryota; Metazoa; Chordata; Actinopteri; Gobiiformes; Gobiidae.
AUGUUGUCUGUAGCUCUUCUGCUGCUGCUGGCAGCUGGAUCCUGUGUGAAGUGUGAGACACUGACACAGCCAGCCUCUGUGACUGUGCAGCCAGGACACACUCUCACCAUCUCCUGUACUGUCUCAUACUCUGGCUACUACACUGCAUGGAUCAGACAGCCUGCUGGGAAACCAAUGGAGUGGAUUGGACACAAUUGUGCAGGAUGUACAGCUACAAUUAAACCUUCACUGAACAACAAAUUCAGUAUAGAGCAUUCCUCCAGCAACACAGUGACUCUGAAUGGACAGAACAUGCAGCCUGGAGACACUGCAGUGUACUACUGUGCUCGAAUUAUUCACUGUGACUACGCUUUUGACUACUGGGGAAAAGGAACCAUGGUAACCGUCUCAUCUGCCACACCCACGGCCCCCACGGUCUUCCCGGUUAUGCCAUGCAACUCUGGUACUGGAACCGAUGUGACACUGGCUUGUCUGGCCACCGGCUUUUCCCCAUCGGCGGUGAGCUUUACGUGGACUAAAGGCGAUGUCGCUCUGACUGACUCCAUCCAGUAUCCACCUGUACUCAAAGACAACCUCUACUCCGGAGUCAGCCAAAUCCGAAUUCCCAGAAACGAUUGGGAAAACCGGGCUUCCUACAAAUGCAAAGUGGACCAUGCGGCCGGAAAUAAAGAAGUGAAUUUCAUUAAGCCAAAUGUGAUUUAUCAAUUGCCGAAUCUUACAAUGAUGACCUCUGAAGAAAAUGAGCAGGUUACGUUUUCCUGUCUGGCAAACAAUUUUGCACCCAAUGUCUUUGAUUUUAAUUGGCUGAAAGACAGUGCCAACAUCAACACAGACCUGGCGUUCACCAUGCCCCCCAAAGCCGUGAAGACCACCAAAGGAACAGUGUAUUCUGCAGCAAGUUUCCUGACUCUGCCAGUGAGCAACGUGCAUAGCUAUGACAAAUUCACCUGCAACUUUAAGCUGGGGAAAGGGCAAAAACAGUUAACAACAAAUAUAACACAAGAAUACAGUCCUUCAGACAAAUGUGCCGGCACGACAUUUGAAGGUAGCAUGACAAUCAUCCCGCCUUCUGUGCAAGACAUGCUGUAUUAUCGAACAGGAAAGAUCAGAUGUGAAGUGAAUGUGGCCGAGCCCAAUAAAGUCAUCAGUGUCUCCUGGACUGAUGAGAAGCUAAAUGUACUGAUGAACAACACUGACGAAGGGGCGGAGGUCCGGGGACAGCGCUUUGUUCUGGAUCUGGAAAUCACAUACAACGAGUGGAACAGUGGCAUCAGGCGUGUGUGUCAACUAGAUCAUCAGGAUCUGCUCACUGACCCACUGAAAAAAGUCUAUGAGAGAAAGAAUGACUUCAGUGAGCAGACGCCCCCCUCUGUAUUCAUGCUGGCGCCUGUCAAACAAACUAAAGAUAACAAGGUGACCCUGACUUGCUAUGUAAAAAACUUCAACCCCAAGGAAAUCUAUGUCACGUGGCUAAUUGACGAUAAAGAGUCAAAGCAUGACUUCAAUACAACCAACAGCAUGAAAAUCAAUGGCGAUUACUACGCCUACAGCCACCUGACCGUGCCUCUGAAUGAGUGGGAGGAGUCAGAGCAUGUGUACAGCUGCUUGGUUUACCAUGAGGCCAUUGACGAGAACACAAACAUUGUCAGGUCUAUCACGCAGCACACCUCUCAGCAAACCACCAUGGUUAACCUCAACAUGAAGUUCCCUGACAUGUGCAAGGCCUAGUAGAUCUGCGUCUGCGUCUCUGUGUGUUAUGUUUUGUCCUGCAUACUUACAUUCAAAACAAUAAAAAUCAUCAGCAAAUA